GAAGAGGAAGAAUGGAGAAGCCAUCCAAAGCCAAAUACCGGAGUCGAGGUAGCUUUCAGCCUGAGGAGACCAGAUACUGUCUUUAUGAGCCGCAACAUCCUAUCUGGGGACGGAAGUAACUCAGCCUUGUCUACUAGUCCACAGAGCCGUUGAUCAAGUUCCCAGGAACACCAGAUUCUGCCUUCCUAGGGAGCCCUGUGGGACCAUAAAUGCUGAUUCAGGGUCUGUAAGAGGCCAAACUUGGUUCACCACUAGAAAGGGGAUGUUUGGGCUGAAGCUGAAGAAGAAGAAGAAGGCAGAGAAAGGGUUAAUCCUAGCCAACAAGGCCGCGCAAGAUGGUCAAGGUGAAGCUGAAGCACCACAGGAGGGACCUUCUCACCAGGAGAGACCAAGAGAAGAUCUGGUUUAUGAUAAUGCUUCCACUGCUCCUGUCUCCUCAGCUCCUCCAAAACGAAGAUCAAAACUAUUGACUAAGAUCCAUGAUGGGGAGGUCAGAUCUCAAAAUUAUCAAAUUGCCAUAACCAUCACUGAGGCCCGGCAGCUGGUGGGUGAGAACAUCGACCCCGUUGUGACCAUUGAGAUCGGAGAUGAGAAGAAGCAAAGCACAGUGAAGGAAGGAACCAACAGCCCCUUUUACAAUGAAUACUUUGUCUUUGACUUCAUUGGGCCCCAAGUGCAUCUUUUUGACAAGAUCAUCAAAAUCUCAGUCUUUCACCACAAGCUGAUAGGAAGUGUUCUAAUUGGCUCUUUCAAAGUGGAUCUGGGGACUGUGUACAAUCAACCUGGCCAUCAGUUCUGCGACAAGUGGGCCCUUCUCACAGACCCUGGCGACAUCAGGACCGGCACCAAGGGCUACCUGAAGUGUGAUAUCAGUGUGACCGGGAAAGGAGACAUCUUAAAGGCCACCCCUAAAACCUCCGACACUGAGGAACAAAUAGAAAAGAACCUUCUGAUUCCCCAAGGGUUUCCAUCGGAGAGACCCUGGGCCAGAUUCUACGUGCGACUCUACAAAGCAGAAGGGUUGCCCAAAAUGAACUCGAGCAUCAUGGCAAACGUCACGAAAGCCUUUGUGGGUGACAGCAAGGACCUCGUGGAUCCCUACGUGGAGGUGUCCUUUGCUGGCCAGAUGGGGCGGACCACGGUGCAAAAGAACUGUGCUGACCCCGUCUGGCAUGAGCAGGUGAUCUUCAAGGAAAUGUUCCCUCCUUUGUGCCGAAGGGUGAAAAUCCAGGUGUGGGAUGAAGGGAGCGUGAAUGACGUAGCCCUGGCAACCCAUUUCAUCGACCUGAAGACAAUUUCCAAUGAACAGGAUGGAGAUAAAGGCUUCCUGCCAACCUUUGGACCGGCCUGGAUUAACCUGUAUGGUGCACCCAGAAACCACAGUCUGAUGGAUGACUACCAGGAACUGAAUGAAGGCUUUGGGGAAGGUGUGUCAUUCAGGGGCAGAAUCUUGCUAGAAAUUGCUGUGGAAAUCCUCUCAGGAGGGGCACAGGAGUCUAAAUUUUCCAAGGCCCUGAAGGAGCUCAAGUUACCUUCCAAGGACAAAGACUCCAAGUCUUCCAAGGGCUCAAGUAAAGACAAGGCUGACAAAACCGAUGAUGGAAAAUCCCAGCAGGCGUCAGACAAAACUAACUCCACUGAGGUGGAGGUGGAACCCUUCGACGUGCCCCCAGAGAUUGUACCAGAAAAACAUGAGGAGUUUUUACUCUUUGGAGCAUUUUUUGAAGCUACCAUGAUUGACAGGAAAAUUGGAGAUAAGCCCAUCAGCUUUGAGGUUUCUAUUGGUAAUUUUGGAAACCUGAUUGAUGGAGGGUCCCAUCAUGGGAGUAAGAAGAAGUCAGCUGAAUCAUCUGAGGAAGACCUGCCCCUGCUGCAUGAAGGACAAGAGGAUGCCGCCCACCCUAUGGCCUCCACUACUCACCCAGAGAAGCCGCUGGUGACAGAGGGGAACAGGAAUUACAACUAUUUGCCACUUGAGGCGAAGAAGCCUUGUGUCUAUUUCGUCAGUUCUUGGGGAGACCAGACCUUCCGGCUGCACUGGUCCAACGUGCUGGAGAAAAUGGCAGACCUCCUGGAAGAAAGUAUAGAAGAAGUGAAAGAAUUGAUCAAGGUUUCAGAGGAGGCGCCAGAAGAGAAGAUGAAGGCGCUGCUGCGUGACUUCAUCAGUCAGAGCAGCGCCUUUAUCUCUGAAGCAGAAAAGAAGCCCAAGAUGUUGAAUCAAACUGUUUUAGAUAAGAAGAGACUCACACUCUGCUGGCAGGAGUUGGAGGCCAUGUCCAAGGAGGCCAAAGGGAUCCUUCAGCAGCAGAAGAAAAAGCUAUCUCUUGAUGAAAUGAUCAGUGAAGCCCAAAACUUUGUGGAAAAAAUCCGCUUUCUUGUGGAUGAGCCCCAGCACACCAUUCCCGACGUCUUCAUCUGGAUGCUCAGUAACAACAAGAGAGUGGCCUACGCCCGCAUCCCCGCCAAAGACCUGCUCUACUCCCCCAUCACGGAGCAGAUGGGCAAACACUGUGGCAAGAUCAAAACUCACUUCCUCAAACUUCCUGGGAAACGGCCAGCUGGUUGGUCAGUGCAAGCAAAAGUAGACGUGUACCUGUGGCUGGGCUCCACCAAACACUCCAGUACCAUCCUGGACAACCUGCCUGCAGGCUACGAAGCAGAAAUGCCUUCCAAAGUGGCUGAUGCUAAUCACCCCCCAGCCAACCUGCUCUACCAAGCCCAGCACAUCUUUCAGCUGAGAGCUCACAUGUACCAAGCCCGGGGCCUCAUCGCAGCUGACAGCAAUGGACUUUCCGACCCCUUUGCCAAAGUCACAUUCCUUUCUCACUGCCAGACCACAAAGGUCAUUUCCCAGACCCUGUCUCCAACCUGGAACCAGAUGCUGCUGUUCAACAACUUGGUGCUACACGGGGAGGAGAGGGAGCUGGCCGCGUCCCCGCCCGUGGUGGUGGUGGAGCUGUACGACAGCGACGCGGUGGGGAAGCCAGAAUAUUUGGGUGCCACGGUGGCCACUCCCGUGGUGAAGCUAGCUGACCAGGACUAUGAGCCACCCAGUCUGUGCUACCACCCUGUCUUUUGUGGGAACCUCUCUGGAGGGGACCUCCUGGCUGUGUUUGAACUGCUGCAGGUCCCUUCAUCUGGGGUGCAAGGACUGCCCGCCGUCGACCCACCAGACGUCGCCCAGAUCUACCCAGUUCCUGCCAAAAUCCGGCCAGUGCUGAGUAAAUACCGAGUGGAGGUUCUCUUCUGGGGAGUUCGAGAGAUGAAGAAGGUGCAGCUUCUCUCAGUGGACCGGCCGCAGGUGCUCAUCGAGUGCGGGGGACGAGGAGUGAAGUCCUGUGUGAUCCAGAGCUACAAGAACAACCCCAACUUCAACAUCCAGGCGGACGCCUUUGAAGUGGAGCUGCCUGAGAACGAGCUCCUGCACCCUCCCCUCAGCAUCUGUGUGGUGGACUGGAGAGCUUUUGGGAGGAGCACCCUGGUGGGCACCUACACCAUCAACUGCUUGAAGCAGUUUCUGUGUAAAUCCAGAGAGCCCCUUGCCCUCAUCUCCCAGGUGGACGGAACCCAACUUGGGCAAGAUUUGCCAAGAGCCACUGAGUCCUCUGAGCCCCUCAGCUCCUCCCAGGCCCCCCCGACGGACCAUAUCUAUGUGAAUGUUGAGCCGCCUCCCACAGUGGUAGCUGACUCUGCCCAGGGUCAGCCAGCCAGCCUGGUUGAUAUUCCUGACUCAUCUCCUAUGCUGGAGCCGGAACACAAGCCUGCAGCCCCAGAGCCAGCGAAAGAUGGAAAAGUUAAGGAUGCCAGGAAACCUUCCCGGAGGUCCACUAAACGGAGAAAGAGGACCAUAGCGGAUGAAUCUGCUGAAAAUGUCAUUGACUGGUGGUCUAAGUAUUAUGCCUCCCUGACGAAGGCACAGAAGGCAAAGGAGAGCAAUCCCAAGGAGAGAAAAGGCAAUACAGAGGCCAAAUCAGACGAGGUAGUGGUGGAUAUAGAAGACAGCCCCAAGAAGAAGAAAGACAAAAUACUCAAGAAGAAAGUCAAAGACGACCCGAUCCCCAACCUGGCUGUCUUGCAGAUAUAUGACGGUGAUCUUGAAAGUGAAUUCAACAAUUUUGAAGACUGGGUGAAAACCUUUGAGCUCUUCCGAGGCAAAUCUAUGGAAGAUGACCACGGUCUUGAUGGAGACCGAGUCAUAGGAAAAUUUAAGGGCUCCUUCUGCAUCUACAAAAGCCCCGAGGAUUGUAGCUCUGAGGACAGCGGGCAGCUGAGAAUACAGCAAGGGAUUCCACCCAACCACCCGGUCCAAGUCCUGAUCCGGGUGUACAUUGUUGCGGCAUUUAAUCUUAGCCCAGCUGAUCCAGAUGGCAAAUCAGAUCCUUACAUUGUGGUCAGGAUUGGCAAAACAGAAAUCAAAGACCGGGACAAUUACAUCCCCAAGCAACUGAACCCGGUAUUUGGAAGGUCAUUUGAGAUCCAGGCCACAUUCCCAAAGGAGUCAGUGCUGACUGUCCUGAUCUAUGACCAUGAUAUGAUUGGGACGGACGACCUCAUUGGUGAGACCAAGAUUGACCUGGAGAACCGCUUCUAUAGCAAACACCGAGCCAUCUGCGGCUUGCAGAGUCAGUAUGAAAUAGAAGGGUACAAUGCGUGGAGAGACACGUCCAAGCCCACUGAAAUCCUCACCAAGCUCUGCAAAGACAACAAGCUGGACGGACCCUACUUUCGGGUUGGGAAAAUACAAAUAGGACAUCAGGUCUUUUCUGGAAAAACUGUCUUCACGGAAGAGGAUACUGAUGAGUCUGUGGAGUCCCACGAGCACUUGGCCCUCAAGGUGUUACACUCCUGGCAGGAUAUCCCCGGAGUCGGGUGCAGGCUGGUUCCUGAGCACAUAGAGACUCGGCCGCUGUACCACAAGGAUAAGCCAGGAAUGGAGCAGGGCCGCCUGCAGAUGUGGGUGGACAUGUUCCCCAAGGACAUGCCUCAACCUGGACCUCCCGUUGACAUUUCGCCAAGACGGCCCAAAGGGUAUGAAUUGAGGGUGACGAUCUGGAAUACUGAAGAUGUCAUUUUAGAAGAUGAGAAUAUCUUCACAGGGCAAAAAUCAAGCGAUAUUUAUGUUAAAGGGUGGAUAAAGGGUCUGGAGGAUGACAGGCAGGAGACGGACGUGCACUACAACUCCCUGACCGGGGAGGGCAACUUCAAUUGGCGCUUCCUGUUUCCGUUCCAGUACCUCCCGGCUGAGAAGCAAAUGGUCAUCACCAAGAGGGAGCACAUCUUUUCCUUAGAGAAGAUGGAGUGCAAGACUCCUGCCGUGCUGGUGCUCCAGGUUUGGGACUUUGAAAGGCUGUCCUCGGAUGACUUCCUGGGCUCCUUGGAAAUGAACCUCAAUAGUUUUCCUCGAGCAGCCAAGUCUGCCAAAGCCUGUGAUCUCACCAAGUUUGAAAACGCCAGCGAGGAGAGCAAGAUCUCUAUCUUCCAGCAAAAGCGUGUGCGUGGCUGGUGGCCUUUUGCUAAGAGCAAAGAACUCACAGGCAAAGUUGAAGCCGAGUUCCACCUGGUUACAGCAGAAGAAGCUGAGAAAAAUCCUGUUGGAAAAGCCCGGAAGGAGCCAGAGCCCCUGGCCAAGCCCAACCGCCCAGACACGUCCUUCUCCUGGUUUGUGAGCCCCUUCAAGUGCCUGUACUACCUCAUCUGGAGGAAUUACAAGAAGUACAUCAUCAUCGCUUUCAUUCUGAUCAUUCUCAUCAUCUUCCUGGUCCUUUUCAUCUACACCUUGCCAGGAGCCAUCAGCCGAAAGAUCGUGGUAGGCUCAUAGAGGACCGUGGGGGACCGGGACUCUCCCUCGACACUGGUCUCCUCUUCCUCACCAGAGAACAUCUGAGAACAUGUACCGUGCAAGGCACUAUGCUGAGUGUGUAGGUGACAGACUUGAGCUCCCAGAAACCAGUCCCAUGUCUGAGGACACACUGGUUCUUCUUGGAGGAGAUGGAAAAGAAACCUUCCUUCUCUAAGCUUACCCUCACCUCCAUCUUUUAACCAAAAGUCUUGGUUUGGGCCCUGGGCAGCAUGAAAUAAUGACUCUUUCAGUGCAGGGUAAUCAACAGUGACCUCAAAUUGAUAUAGAUGAAUGUUUUCUUUAUGUAAUUUGUUGUAUUCUGAGAUGUUUCCUUCUGGGUCUGAGAUUUUAUUAGAAGCACUUUAUUUUAAAUAAACUUUCAACAGCAAAUAGACUGAAAACAUUAUAGCAAAUCACUAGGUAUUUAAUCUGUUCCAUAUAUUUUAACCCUGUUUAAUCCUUACAGUUAAUAGAAUGUAUUUAUUUAUUCAGGCUGUGAAACCCAUUAGGGCAUUAGGGGAAAUAGUCACACAAAUCAUCUAGAAUACUUCAUUACUGAAAUUCCCAUCUACAGAAAAGAUGUUACUGGUUUGCUGUUCAAGUUAAUACUUGUAGGACAUGCUCAAUAGUAGCAAUGGGUGCUGGAGAAAUGAGUUUUGAUUUAUGCACCAUGGCAUUUUCCAAGUGGGAAUUUUACAGUCUAUUGUAAGAUAUACGCAAUAUAAUUGUGUGUAUGUGUGUAUGUGUGUGGGGGGGGUGGGGGGGGUGGCGGUUAGCAGGAGCUCCAUGCUACCCGUAGGAAUUCUUUUCUUGCCAGAUACACAGGCGUUUCCAUAGACCAUGAUAUGAAUGGCCAUUCCUGAUAUUAUUCAACACUUCAGCCGACCACCAUCUGUGGCAGGUUUCAUUAUCUAUCUCAAGCAUGAAUUAAUUCAAAACCAAUCUUAGGGACAAUAUCCUAUGCACUUGUCACCUAGGGUCAGUUUUUCUUGAAAGAAAACCUCUGAUCUGCCACUUUAUUAAGGCAGGGAAUUAAAGUGACGGGUAGGUUUUCUCAGAUGUAAGAAGAAAACAAAGGAACCGGAAUGUGUGGCCUCAAUUUCCAUGCAGAAUUUUGGUCUCAAACACAAAUAAAUAUGGCAGCCACUUCUUUCUAUCACAGGGCCCAUCUGGUGGUGUUGAGGGGCUGGGUGGUGCUCCCUUCCUGAACCCAAGGCUACUAUUUUGUAGCUUUUUGGUAGCUUUGCAUGGAUGUAACUCUUGGGAAGGGAAAGAUGUUUACUCCUAUAUAAGAAGUAAUUUUAGAUUCUUCCUGCUUCAGCAAAGAAAGACUGAAAAAUGUUCUGUGUGAUUUUAGACUUAAGCAUUGUGCCCUGAAUUCUGGCCCUCAGUGCUCACUCACUAAGUAACCAAAAUGCCCUAUUUUCCUGAAACAUUGAAAAAUAGGCACUUCGUCGGCAAUGUUUCUGAGUGGGAUUGGUUACAUAAACGAUAGUUCACUCUUCCUGUGCAACAACGCACAGCAUCAUUAAUGAUACAAUUGACAAUACUUGAUGUCAUGGAAUGCAUAUGAUACAUUGAGUACGUUGUAAGGGAAAAGACAUAUGAGUUGUGAAAAGAAAAUGUAUAUAUGUGCAUAGAUGAACAUGUCUAGAGGAAUAUGCCAAAAUGUUAAUAGCGAUUUAGUGAUUACCUCUCAGGAGUUGUAUCUUUUCUUUCCUUUCUUGUUUUCUAUGUCUCCGAUUUCUAAAAUACAUAGGCAUUAUUUUUAACGUAAGAAGCUUAAUCAAUAAACAUAAAUUUACCUGCGUUCAUUUAAAAAUAUUGAGAGUAUCUCCUAUGUGUUGUGGGGACAUAAACAUGACCCCUACUGCCGGGGAUUUUGCAUUCUAGCAGGUCUCCAAAAUAUUGUUUUAUAUUCAAAUUAUGAGUCUUCCAAGAAAGAUAGCUGAUGAGGACUGUGCUUCUUGGAAUAGUUUUAGGAAAAAAAGCACAACAUAUACCUCUUCUGUUGAAAAGGAAAAUAACAGUAUUAAUUUAGGAGAAAUUCACAUAAGGUAUUAUAUUUGCUGCUGGAUUCUGGAUGGGAAGAUGACGGGUAAAUUCUUGACAAAACAAUGCACAGUUUUCAAGUUUAUAAUAAAAACAAACAUCGAAAAACCUUCUAAAUUAAAGAGAGCUCGUUAACUUUCUUUUGAUGUCAAAAGACAUCCACAUGCUAAGAAGCUUUUAGCAGAAGUAUCUGAAGCACUUUCAGAUCAGAUGGCAUCAGAAGAAAUGUGUGAGAAGAAGUGGAAAGCAAGGAUAAUUCUGGAAUCAGCUAUGUCUGGUGCGCUAUAUAUAGGGUAUUACAUAUGCCUGCCCUGCAUAUAAAAUGAAAUAAAAUAAUGUCCUGUGCCUAAAUGUGGAGCCCUAGUUCUAAAGAUAUUACAGUUCAAAAAACAAUUUCCCAAGAAGUUUCAUGAGUCCCUACAUGUG
Messenger RNA from Nycticebus coucang (slow loris), 8317 nucleotides. RefSeq names its product fer-1 like family member 6 (gene FER1L6). The record is from RefSeq and is a predicted model, not a curated record. Bases 263 to 5818 code for a protein of 1851 amino acids. NCBI's taxonomy places the organism in Eukaryota, Metazoa, Chordata, Mammalia, Primates, Lorisidae. The transcript has 43 exons. Gene Ontology annotation, cellular component: membrane. Gene Ontology annotation, biological process: plasma membrane organization.